Messenger RNA from Rhodamnia argentea, 1678 nucleotides. RefSeq names its product dehydrogenase/reductase SDR family member FEY-like. The transcript is spliced from 8 exons. The coding region runs from base 162 to 1322 and encodes 386 amino acids. The record is from RefSeq and is a predicted model, not a curated record. Lineage: Eukaryota; Viridiplantae; Streptophyta; Magnoliopsida; Myrtales; Myrtaceae.
GCUGCGAGACACCUCAAAAAGAGAUUCUCUCGCGCACUCUCUCUCUCACUCUCACUCUCUCUCAGGUGUCGCCAUCGCCAUCGCCAUUUCUUCAUUCCCUCCACCGGUGGAUCUUGGCCUCUUCUCCGAGCAAGCGCAGCGAUAGCGGAGAGAGAACGACCAUGGACGGCGGAGUAGGAGCGUCCUCGCCGCCGCCGAAGUCGCCGGACUCUGCUCCCGAGCCGAAGCGAAGGGAAAGGAAGCAGAAGAGCGGGUUAGGGUGGCUAGAGUGGACACGAGGGUGGAUGAGCGUGGUAGGGGAGAUGCUGUUCCAGAGGAUCAUGGCCAGUCACCUCCAGAACCCUCUCCCUCUCCCUCCCGUCAACAACCUCACCUGCAUUGUGACCGGCUCUACGAGCGGCAUCGGCCUCCAAAUCGCCAGACAGCUUGCGGAAGCUGGGGCCCAUGUUGUGAUGGCUGUGAGGAAUCCAAAGGCGGCUCACGAUUUGAUCCAAAAGUGGCAAAAUGAGUGGUCUGGAAUGGGUCUUCCUCUUAACAUCGAGGUGAUGGAACUUGAUCUACUUUCAUUGGAUUCUGUUGUGAGAUUCGCUGAUGCAUGGAAUUCGAGAUUAGGGCCUCUUCACGUUCUUAUCAAUAACGCAGGCAUAUUUUCCAUUGGAGAACCACAGAAGUUUUCAAAAGAUGGAUAUGAGCAACAUAUGCAAGUUAAUCAUCUGGCUCCAGCAUUGCUAUCAGUAUUGCUUUUGCCAUCGCUCCUUCGCGGCUCUCCAAGCAGAAUUGUCAAUGUAAAUUCUGUGAUGCACUAUGUUGGCUUUGUUGAUCCUGAAGACAUGAAUCUUGUUUCCGGGAGGAGGAAAUACACAAGUUUAUUAGGUUACUGUAGCAGCAAGUUAGCUCAGGUUAUGUUCAGCAGUGUCCUCCAUAAACGGCUGCCUGCUGAAUCUGGAAUCAGUGUAUUAUGUGUAUCACCUGGAAUAGUCCAAACCAACGUUGCGAGGGAUCUUCCUAGAAUUGUUCAAGCUGGUUAUCGCGUAAUACCCUACUUUAUAUUUAAUCCUCAAGAAGGUUCUAGGAGUUCGCUUUUUGCUGCGACGGAUCCUCAGGUUCCAGAGUACUGCGAGUUACUGAAAGCAGAUGAGUGGCCUGUUUGUGCAUUUCUCUCUCAAGACUGCCGUCCAACAAACCCUUCUGAAGAAGCACACAAUGUUGAAACCUCUUACUGGGUAUGGGAAAAGACAUUAGAGUUGAUUGGCCUUCCUUCAGAUUCUGUGGAGAGACUUAUAGAAGGGAAAGAGAUUACUUGCCAAUAUGUUGGUCAUUAGGGUGAUUAUCCUUUCUUUCUUUUUACAUGGAGUGCUGGUCCACAUGAAAGCCUACGUGGAAUGCUCGCUAAUGGCAUCUUCAAAUGUUUUCUGAUGGUAUUUUAUGACGCUGAUACCGAUCCAUGAAGGAAGAAAAAGGCCGAUUAAUUAGAGCCGUUUAGUGAAAAUUCUGUGGGACAGUAAAUGUUAGGAUGAACUCUCUCUUUCACACUUUUGUAAUAACAUCAGCCAGCCUUAUCCUUGGAAAUGCAGGUGCUUGUUAUAGGCUGUGAAGCCACUGCUGGUUUGACUGCCACUGGGUUUCUCACCGUACAUCUUUUUGUUGAAAAUUGGUAAAAACAUAGGCCAAUUCUAGG